AUGCCUAACUUUAAUUUAUUUCCACUUGUCAGCCCUGCCGUUCCGCACGGCUCUCGACUCAUUUCGCUGCAGGUGGUUGCCCAGCGCAUGAAGUCUGUUGGAAACAUACAAAAAAUAACUGCAGCCAUGAAGAUGGUGGCUGCUUCACGUUUGAAAGGAGCUCAAACCAAAAUGGAGAAAUCACGUGGCCUUGUAGAGCCAAUGGUACGAUUACUUGGUGAUCAACCAGGUGUGGACGCCGAGAGGACACUGCUUGUACCAGUUUCGUCUGACAAAGGUCUUUGUGGUGGUAUUAACUCGACUGUUGUCAAGUAUUCGAAGGUAGUCGCUGGACUUUCUGGGGCUCAAGUGCCGUUGUUGACUAUAAUUGGUGAGAAAGCUCGAGGACAACUUUCUAAGGCGUAUGCUGAGACACUUACGGGAGCUAUAGUAGAUCUGUCAAAAGUUCCACUGACGUUUGCGACUGCCUCACUUGUUAGUGAUACUAUCUUGAACCAGGGCGCCGGAAAACAUCAGAUCGUCUACAACCGUUUUCAGUCAGUGAUCUCGUUCAAGCCAACUGUUGCUACCGUAUACUCUUCUGGGGAAUAUGAGAAGGCAGCAGAGAGCGGCAUGAAUAACUUUGAUGCUUAUGAGCUUGAGGGACCUGAGCGUUCAGAAUUUCUUCUUGACCUAUCAGAGUUCAAUAUGGGUGUUGUUGUGUACAACGCAUUGCUUGAAAACUCUACCUCAGAGCUUGGUUCUCGCAUGCAGUCGAUGGAAAAUUCGACGAAAAAUGCCAAAGACAUGCUCGGCAAGCUUACACUUCUCUACAACCGUACUCGGCAGGCAUCUAUCACAACAGAACUCAUAGAAAUCAUCUCUGGUGCAUCUGCACUUGAAGGCUAA
Micromonas pusilla CCMP1545 is the source of this 888-nucleotide messenger RNA. Its product is annotated as H+-or Na+-translocating f-type, v-type and A-type ATPase superfamily. The record is from RefSeq and is a predicted model, not a curated record. Bases 1 to 888 code for a protein of 295 amino acids. Gene Ontology annotation, molecular function: proton-transporting ATP synthase activity, rotational mechanism. Gene Ontology annotation, biological process: proton motive force-driven ATP synthesis. Lineage: Eukaryota; Viridiplantae; Chlorophyta; Mamiellophyceae; Mamiellales; Mamiellaceae. The transcript has 2 exons.